Molecule: messenger RNA, 1850 nt
Organism: Hypanus sabinus (Atlantic stingray)
Lineage: Eukaryota; Metazoa; Chordata; Chondrichthyes; Myliobatiformes; Dasyatidae
Exons: 1
Source: RefSeq, a predicted model, not a curated record
GACCCCUCUACCCCAUCUCCAUCCCCCGCUGAGUCAGACCCCUCUACCCCGUCUCCGUCCCCCACUGGGUCACACCCCUCUACCCCGUCUCCGUCCCCUGCUGGGUCAGACCCCUCUACCCCGUCUCCGUCCCCCGCUGGGUCAGACCCCUCUACCCCGUCUCCGUCCCCCGCUGGGUCACACCCCUCUACCCCGUCUCCGUCCGCCGCUGGGUCAGAGCCCUCUACCCCGUCUCUGUCCCCCGCUGGGUCACACCCCUCUACCCCGUCUGGGUCCCCCGCUGGGUCAGACCCCUCUACCCCGUCUCCGUCCCCCGCUGGGUCAGACCCCUCUACCCUGACUGCGUCCCCCGCUGCGUCAGACCCCUCUACCCCGUCUCCGUAUUCCCCCCGGGUCAGGCCCACACACACCGGGAGCACCAUGCACAGUUCCCGUCUCCGUAUCCCCCCGGGUCAGACACACACACACGGGGAGCACCGUGCACAGUUCCCGUCUCCGUAUCCCCCUGGGUCAGACCCACACACACCGGGAGCACCGUGCACAGUUCACGUCUCCGUAUCCCCCCCGGGUCAGACCCACACACACCGGGAGCACCCUGCACAGUUCCUGUCUCCGUAUCCCCCCCGGGUCAGACCCACACACACCGGGAGCACCGUGCACAUUUCCCGUAUCCGUAUCCCCCCCGAGUCAGACCCACACACACCGGGAGCACCGUGCACAGUUCCCGUCUCCGUAUCCCCCCCGGGUCAGACCCACACACACCGGGAGCACCGUGUACAGUUCCCGUCUCCGUAUCCCCCCGGGUCAGACCCACACACACCGGGAGCACCGUGCACAUUUCCCGUAUCCGUAUCCCCCCCGGGUCAGACCCACACACACCGGGAGCACCGUGUACAGUUCCCGUCUCCGUAUCCCCCCGGGUCAGACCCACACACACCGGGAGCACCGUGCACAGUUCCCGUCUCCGUAUCCCCCCCGGGUCAGACCCACACACACCGGGAGCACCGUGCACAUUUCCCGUCUCCGUAUCCCCCCGGGUCAGACCCACACACACCGGGAGCACCGUGCACAGUUCCCAUCUCCGUAUCCCCCCGGGUCAGAACCACACACACCGGGAGAACCGUGCACAGUUCCCGUCUCCGUAUCUCCCGUGGGUCAGACCAACACACACCGGGAGCACCGUGCACAGUUCCCGUCUCCGUAACCCCCCUGGGUCAGACCCACACAGACCGGGAGCACACUGCACAGUUCCUGUCUCCGUAUCCCCCUGGGUCAGACCCACACACACCGGGAGCACCGUACACAGUUCCCGUCUCCGUAUCCCCCCGGGUCUGACCCACACACACCGGGAGCACCGUGCACAGUUCCCGUCUCCGUAUCCCCCCGGGUCAGACCCACACACCGGGAGCACCGUGCACAGUUCCCUUCUCCGUAUCCCCCCCCGGGUCAGACCCACACACACCAGGAGCACCGUGCACAGUUCCCAUCUCCGUAUCCCCCCGGGUCAGAACCACACACACCGGGAGAACCGUGCACAGUUCCCGUCUUCCGUAUCCCCCCGGGUCAGACCAACAUACACCCGGAGCAACGUGUACAGUUCCCAUCUCUGUAUCCCCCCGGGUCAGACCCACUCACACCGGGAGCACCGUGCACAGUUCCCGUCUCCGUAUCCCCCCCCAGAUCAGACCCACACACACCAGGAUCACCGUGCACAGUUCCCGUCUCCGUAUCCCUCCCCCGGGUCAGACCCACACACACCGGGAGCACCGUGCACAGUUCCCGUCUCCGUAUCCCCCCCCCGGGUCAGACCCAUACACACCAGGAGCACCGUGCACAGUUCCCGUCUCCGU